Molecule: messenger RNA, 1795 nt
Organism: Exophiala mesophila
Lineage: Eukaryota; Fungi; Ascomycota; Eurotiomycetes; Chaetothyriales; Herpotrichiellaceae
Exons: 3
Coding region: 179-1795 (538 amino acids)
Source: RefSeq, a predicted model, not a curated record
GCGUGAGGGACGGUGUUUCUGGCACGUUCAUUCCCUCUUACAGACACGCCAGAGUUCACCUCCGCGAGGAACACCCUAGCCAGCCUUUCUUCUCAUACUCCUCCCCUCCAAACUCGCUAGCACGCCCGCUCUCGAUCUCGCUCUGUGCUAGUGCUGUGCAAAACACGAUCAUAGUACUAUGGAUUCCUACGCAGCACAACCUGCACGACAGGAAGCGCCCACAGCUGCUAGCACAUUCAUGCACAGCACUGAGAAGGCUCCAAUGGCGAGAAACUCGCAGAAUCUAUUGGCGAAGCAUGCUAUGAACCAAGUCGGCAAAAGAUAUCAUGGCACUGGGAACAUUGAACCUGAUCAUGGCCAGAAGGACUCCACGAAACAUAUUGUCUCUGUCAUGCCUUUCUCAAUCCAGCUGGAUCCAACUCUUAGCAUUGACAAGUUGCUGCUCAAGAAACCCAACAAUCCUCUUGACUCAACAGCAGGGCACAUGUUAGUAACAUUACAAGUCCCCACUGUUGCACGAACAACCUUCACAACGACUUAUGCACAGGUAGCAAGUGGCAGCACCAGUAUUCAUACCUGUGUCCUUGAGCUGGAGAGAGUAACUCUAUCAGAGCCGACUGAUCUACCGACUAGUACAAGAGCAUCUGACUACCCAUCGGCCACAGCUGCAGGAGUCGUCAUGCGAAUUUUCAUGUACGAGCUUCCUUCACUUCCGUCCCAGGAAACGACAGCGACCUAUCAGUCAGACAACAUAAUGUCAGAUUCACGUCAGACAGUAUCAUUUCAAGGCUCACAAGUCGACCCAAGUACCCAUCACUCUAGUGGCGAUGUUGCGUCUGUUUGGAAUGAAAGUACCUCUCUAUCAGCAGAACAUGGAGUGACCAGUGCCGCGCUUACCACGGACACGUUUCCAUUCUCCCCAACUGAAACAUACAACACCAUCGCCACAAACGAUAUUCCUACGUCAUUUUCUAGCUCAGUCAUCCCUGUCAGCUCAGUCACUACUAUCUUGGGUUCGGCAAUCUCGUUUUCGCCAAGUUCAAGCUUUACGGAUCUCAGGCAGUCAACAAUAUCUACCUUCUCGGCUUCUGGCACUACCAAAUCGCCCCUGACAGGGUCUUCAUCCCAAAAGACUGGAGCUUAUAUUGUCACCACAUCCUCUGACACUACGGCAACCACAGCCUGGACACCUCUGCAGACAGAUGCUCCCACGAACGUCAAAUCAGGAUACGGCAAUCUUAUUGUCAUACCAUUCCUACUAGGUGUGAUAAUACUUAUUCUUGCGUCUUUGAUGCUGUGGCGCAAAUUGCACAGAAAAUCGUUCGACAAGUUCAUCCGCCGCCUACCACUUUCCGAAACCUGCAUUCGCUUGUCACAGACACGAGCAAAGAACCGCAAAACUCGUCAGAUGGUUGAAGGAACUUACACUGGAGAUAAUGACGGUUUUAGUGACGCCCUAUACUCGCGUAGGAUGCGCAAGCAUACCGCCGAGGCUGAGAAGGCGGCGAUGAAACGAGAUCUUGACAUGGCUUCGCCAAGCCUUUCCACCCCUAGAGCCAGCAGAAAAGCGUCUAAAAUAUGGCGUGAGACCAAAUCUACAACCACAUCAUCAUCCUCUGGGACAUCUCACAAGGUUCCAGAUCGUGCACAUGUUGCGUCGGCAAGUUUGGCCAGCAUGGAGAGCUGGGAGGAGAAGUGGCAUGCAUUGGGCAAUGAAACUCCUUCGAGGCCCGCGAUCAACCUCUUCACAAGUUUUCACGCGGGCGAGUCGCCAACAAACUACCAACGAAAAUGA